Messenger RNA from Caenorhabditis briggsae, 2859 nucleotides. The coding region runs from base 1 to 2859 and encodes 952 amino acids. The transcript has 11 exons. Gene Ontology annotation, biological process: endoplasmic reticulum to Golgi vesicle-mediated transport; transcytosis; intracellular protein transport. Lineage: Eukaryota; Metazoa; Nematoda; Chromadorea; Rhabditida; Rhabditidae. Gene Ontology annotation, cellular component: Golgi stack; Golgi membrane; cytoplasm. The record is from RefSeq and is a predicted model, not a curated record.
AUGUUCGCCUAUUCAACGUCUUCUUUUACUGGAUCGACACUUUCAGUCAGAUCGUUCUCCAGUGAUGCAACAACUAUUUCCAAUGCAUUUUACAAUUUGCCACAGAGUCAUGUUCGAAACCGUCUUCAAGCGAAAAAAGCCAAAAAAAGAGGUAGCAAUGCUUCCCGACAAUCAAGCAAACGCGCCCCGUUGAGAACUCAUCCGCCAAUUCCACGACAGAUGUCGCUGUUUCGGAACUUUUUCGGCGGUGGACAGCCUGACGAAGAGGAAGAUAAUGGAGCCGAAUUCGUAGAAACGCUUGUAGAACGAGUGGAGACGUGCAGUGCUCCUGAGGAUCGUCGAGAUGCCCUGAAAGGACUCAAAAGUGUUGCCAAGCAAUACCGUCUAGCCGUCGGAACUAUGGGAAUGAACGCCUACAUCGAUGUUUUAGAAACUGAUAGACUGAAUUCGGAAACUAUGACACUCGUUCUUGAUACUUUAGCAACAGUUUUAUCAGCAGAUGACGACUCUUCUGAAAACGAUGAACUAGGAGAACGACUUGCUGAAAUGAUGCUCAAAAGAAAAGGAUUCAUCGCUUCAGUUCUGGCCGCAGUAGAUCAGUUUGAUUUUGGAGUUAGAAGAACUGCAGUUCAAUUGCUCUCAAACUUGCUCCGCCAUCGAGGGACAGAAGUACAGAAUGCUGUUCUCCAACAACCAGCAGGACUUUCCAAACUGGUCGAUAUAAUUCACGACAACCGAGAAGUUAUCCGAAACGAGGCUAUUCUUAUGAUAUGUGAACUGAGUAGAGCAAACUCGCAAAUUCAACAACUUCUUGCCUAUGAUAACAUAUUCAAUGAUCUUUUGAACAUCAUUGAAACAGAACCAUUUGAUAGCAUUGUGAUCGAAGAUUGCUUGUUUGUAAUGCUCAACCUGCUCCGCAAGAAUUCAAUGAACCAGCAGCUUUUCAGAGAAAAUCAGUUAGUGGCCAGAUUAGGCGGCAUUCUACACACAUUUUUAUACGGUAACGAGGAGACAGAAGAUGAAGUGGACGCUGCAGAAUGGCCGAAACAGCGAACUGCAAAUGUCAUAUUUCUAUUGCAAAUUAUCCGGACACUCGUCAGUCCAGAUAACAAUAGCCAAAAUACACAUGCAGCUCAAAAAGUACUGAACCAAACAAAGAUCCUCGAGGAGUUGAUCCGUGUUCUUCUCACUGAAAUCGGUGCUUCUUUUGAGAUUCUCGCAGAAUCUAUCAUUGUUGUUGCUGAAGCGAUUCGCGGGAACUAUACAAACCAGGAACUCUUCGCAAGUACCGUUAUUGAUAAUGGUGAAGAUGGUCCACGAUCUUCACUCGUUGUUCUUCUACUCUCCAUGAAUGCUGAAAAACAGACGUAUAAAUUGCGGUGUGCCGUAUUUUACUGUUUCCUGUGCUACUUGUUUGAUAACGAAUUCGGAAAAGCUAGAAUCAUCGAAACACUUCUUCCAAACUCACAACCUUCAAACACACCAACCACUGGAUCGCUGAUUUUGCAAGCCAUGUCUUCAGCUGAAUCUGUUCAAGCAUGGUUUGGAUGCGUGACUCUGAUGCAUUGCUUGUACGAUGUAGAUCAUUUGUGCGAACAACUUCUACGAGUGAAGAUCAAUAUCGUUACUGAACAACCGGAAUUGGCGCUCCUGGAUCAUGUUUCACAGCUUUUGAUUUCGGCUGGAAACCGCCGACCGCAAUCUCGAGCUGGUCUUUUGAUGCUCUUGGGAGUUUGGUUGCAGAAUUGCCCUUUAGCAGUAUCGGCAUUCAUGGCAAAAGAAGAUAAUUUAGUAUAUUUGACAACACAUAUUGUGGAUGAAUGUGGCGAAGGAACGGAAAGUGAACAACAAGCACUCCGUGGUCUAAUGGCUUUCGUGCUGCUCUGCUGUCUCAAAAAUAUCCAAGAUAAAGAUACCCGGUCUUCAAUAGAAACGUUGAUUUCUAGAAGAGUUGGAAAAGAAGUUGUGCUAUCUGCUUUGGAAGGACUUACACGAACGGAGCAGUUUGUGAGGGCAGCACAGAAGCAACAACCAUCGGAAAGCAAUAAAAAUAACCUGUUUCUGGAUUUCAACUUCGUCAAACUUUUCAAAUCACUCGAAGGAACCCUGGCUAAGCAAUUGAAACCAAAUGGAGAAUUCAAUGGAACAAGUAAUGAUAGCAUCAUUCAGUCAUUCAAAGAGCUAAUUAAAAGGCAAGAUGGUGACAUUGCACAACUUAAACAAGAGAACAAAAAGAUGAGUGGUGAGAUUGAGAAGUUGACUGCUGAAGCACAAAACAAAGAGGCCGAGAGAGAAGUUGAGCAACUUCGUGUGAAGUUGGAUGAGGCUGCCGCUUUCAGAACACAAACCGAAGUGUUGAAUAGUCAAUUGGCUGAAGCACAGAGACUUACUCAACAAUGGUAUGCCGAAGCAGAACGGUACAAGCAAUGGGCUCAACAGUGGCAGAACUAUCAGUUAACACAGUUACCAAAUGGUGCUGAGGUCGGAGUGACACAAUUGCAACAGCAGGUUGCUGAACUAGAACAACAACUUGGAUACGGAUAUCAAGCAUUUGAACAACAAUCACAAACGAUUUUGCACUACACCGCAGAAAAUGCACAGCUUCGAGAACGACUCGCGAAGGCAGAUGCUUCUCUAUCAGAAGCGAAUUCGAAGUUGGCAACGGUAAAUAGUCAACCAGUAUCCAACGGAGCAGUAGAGAACGUAGAUCAGAAGGCAAGUGACGACGAGCUAGCCAAGCUGAAACAAGAACAGGAAGAGUUGCUGAUGCUUCUCGCCGACCAACAUAACAAGAUGUCCGUGUAUCGACGACGUCUUAAAUCUCUUGGCCAACCAGUGACCGAUGAUGAAGAUGAAUAG